This is a messenger RNA of Lotus japonicus, 1029 nucleotides long. RefSeq lists its product as uncharacterized. The record is from RefSeq and is a predicted model, not a curated record. Gene Ontology annotation, molecular function: DNA helicase activity. The transcript has 2 exons. NCBI's taxonomy places the organism in Eukaryota, Viridiplantae, Streptophyta, Magnoliopsida, Fabales, Fabaceae. Gene Ontology annotation, biological process: telomere maintenance; DNA repair. The coding region runs from base 1 to 1029 and encodes 342 amino acids.
AUGAGGGCGAUAUUAGUUAGAGCUCAAGGCUUGAUUGUGUUAAAUGUUGCUUCAAGUGGUAUUGCUUCUUUACUUCUACCUGGGGGAAGGACCGCACACUCUAGAUUUUCUAUUCCAAUAUCUAUAAAAGAGACUUCAACUUGCAAUGUCCCGCAAGGCUCUUUGAAAGCUGAGUUGCUGGAGAAAACAAGUUUAAUAAUAUGGGACGAAGCACCAAUGCUGAACCGUUUUUGUUUUGAAGCAUUGGACCGCACCUUAAAUGACAUAAUGAAGUCACACACAAAUGUUCAAAGUGGCAUGCCUUUUGGUGGUAAGGUUGUUGUUUUGGAGGGAGAUUUUAGACAAAUUCUGUCGGUUAUUCAGAAAGGUAGUCGAUGUGAUAUUGUUGAUGCCACAAUUAAUUCAUCAUACAUGUGGAAGCAGUGUCAUGUUUUUAAACUGACCAAAAAUAUGAGGCUCCAAUGUGCUAAUUCUGUUGAUGAAAAUAAUGAAAUCAACAAGUUUGCUGAUUGGCUAUUGGACAUUGGUGAUGGAAAUUUGAAUAGAACCGAUGAUGGGGAUUCUACUAUUCAGAUACCUGACGACCUUCUUAUUCUUGAUUCAGUCAAUCCAAUUCAAAGUUUAAUGGACUUGGCUUACCCUUCUAUGUUGCAAAAUUUGAAUCAAAAUAAUUACAAUUUUUUUGAAGAAAGGGCUAUUUUGGCUCCUACUUUAGAAAGUGUGGAAGUUAUUAACAAUGAAAUGCUCUGUCAAAUCCCAGGGGAGGUAAAAGAAUAUUUGAGUUGUGAUACUACUUGCAGGUCAGAUGAAGACUCCGAGGUUGAAGCUGAAUGGUUCACAAGUGAGUUCCUCAACAAUAUUAAAUGUUCAGGUAUACCAAAUCACAAGCUGAUUUUGAAAGUAGGUGUUCCGAUUAUGUUAUUGCGUAAUAUUGACCAAGCCGGUGGACUAUGUAACAGGACAAGAAUGAUUGUCAAAGACUUGGGAAAAAUGUUAUUGUUGCCAAUGUUGUGUCUGGAAAACAGUUAG